Messenger RNA from Beauveria bassiana ARSEF 2860, 2454 nucleotides. RefSeq names its product pyridoxamine 5'-phosphate oxidase. Lineage: Eukaryota; Fungi; Ascomycota; Sordariomycetes; Hypocreales; Cordycipitaceae. The transcript is spliced from 5 exons. The record is from RefSeq and is a predicted model, not a curated record. Gene Ontology annotation, biological process: pyridoxine biosynthetic process. Bases 1 to 2454 code for a protein of 817 amino acids. Gene Ontology annotation, molecular function: pyridoxamine phosphate oxidase activity; FMN binding.
AUGUUCCAAGGACAAUUUGGCUAUGGCAAUGCUGGGCCCCAGUUCAACAACCAGCAGGCAGGGGCCCAGCCUAACCAGCAGCAACAGCAGCAGAUGAUGUUCAAUCCGCAACAAUUCGCUGGAAUGGCGCCUCAGCCCGGCUUUAAUCCCGCUGCGAAUCCCCAGAUGAUGGCAGGUGCCUCGCAAGGCAUGAUGCAGAACCCUGCCAUGCCUAAUAUGGCUGCCAAUGGACAAAUGCCCGGGUUUCAGCAACAAUUCGCUCCCCAGUAUGGGCAAGUUCCGCAGAAUUUCCCGCAACAGCAAUACAUGAUGGCUGGCAUGCAGGGCUUCCCCAUGAAUCAGCAAGGCAUGACGCCGCAGCAAGCUCAGCAAAUAAUGCAGCAACGCCUGCAGCAGCAACAACAUCUUCAGCAACAACAAGCACAGCAACAAGCACAGCAGCAGGCGCAGCAGCAGCAAGCGCAGCAGCAGCAAGCGCAGCAUCAAGCACAACAUCAAGCGCAGCAUCAAGCGCAGCAUCAAGCACAACAUCAGGCGCAGCAUCAAGCGCAGCAGCAAGCGCAGCUGCAACAGCAGCCACAACAACACCAUCAGCAGCAGCAGCAGCAGCAGCAGCACCAGCAACAAGCUCAGCAUCAGCACCCCCAACACCAACAGCUUCAACAACACCAAAACCCCCAGGCGCAGCAGCAGCAUGUCCAACACCAGCAGCUCCAGCAGCAUCAUAAUCAGCAAAUACAGCCACAACACUCGCAACAGAACAACAUGAGCCAGGUCGGAACCCCGCAAAGACCCCCAAGUGCCGUGCAGAAUAGCUCUGCUGGACAGAUGCCCGGACAGCCUCAAUUCUCCCCCCACCAAAUGCCUCAUGGAUCUCCACAGCAAGGUGGCCAAAUGCAGCAACAUGCUCAACAGCAUCAGCAACAAAUGCAGCAGCCUGGAGCCAUCAUUACUCCUCAGACACCGACAUUUCCCAGCAAUCAGGGGCCCAACGCAGGUGUAGCAUCCAACGCUCCUCCUCUAAGCCCAGCCUCGGAAUCGCGUGAAAAGGAGCGGUUUGCGCUGCUGCUCGAUAUCAACCACGAGCUGCUAUACGAAGUCAUUCUUCUGCAAAACACACAGACGGAGCUCAAGAAGGAAGCAGCGGCUGCAAAUGGCAAUGCGGGGGAAAGGAAGCAAACUGAGGAGGAGACCUUAUUCCAACAAGACUACGUGCACUGUAUGCGCCGCCUACAAGCCAACCUCUCGUACAUGGCCGCACAGGCCGAUCGCAAAACGGAAACCAAGGGGCCGCCCUAUCCCACCUUUAUGACUGCGCCGCCACUGAAUCUGUCUCUCCGCCCUCGAGCCCAGCCAAUGGUUCCCGACGGAUCUGAUGCCAAAAUUGACCCUGCGGCUGAUCGAGAAGAAAGAGACAAAGCGAUCAAAGACCUGUACCGCCGUUUGCAAGCAGCCUACCCGGGUGUCGACUUUAAGAAAGAGUCCGCGGCUCGCUUACAACACGGUCAGAAACCUGGCAACCCUGCCGCUUUCCAAGGCAGUCCAAUCUCGCAAAAGACGCCACAGAUACCGAAUGCACCGCCGCCACAGAUAGACGGUGAAACCCUGCGAUCACAGGAUCAGCCCGCGUCUACAUAUAUGCUCCGAUCGUUUACGCGCGCCUUUUCCAUCUCUACCAGAAUGGCGCUUCACCCCCCGCAAGGUGACAAGCUCAUCUUCGCCCCCGGAGACUCCGGCACGCAAGGCACGCAAGCCGCGCAAUUCACCCUCGGCACGCUCUCACGCCGCGACCUCGACAGCACCUCCUCCCCAAUCCCGCAGUUCCACAAGUGGUUCUCCGAGGCGCAGGACGCGAUCCGCGGCGCCCAGGGUGCGGCGACGGCGGAAACCUGCACGCUGUCUACGGCGGAGCUGCCGUCGGGCCGCGUGUCGUCGCGGCUAGUGUACCUCAAGGAGCUCGACGCGCGCGGGGGCUUCGUCAUUUACUCCAACUUUGGCACGUCGCGCAAGGCGGCCGACCUCGCGACCAAUCCGCACGCGGCGCUGUGCUUUUACUGGUCGCCGCUGCAGCGGCAGGUGCGUGUCGAGGGCGUGGCGGCGCGGCUGUCGGCCGAGGAGAGCCAGGUGUACUUUGACACGCGCGCGCGGGGCAGCCGCAUCGGCGCGUGGUCGAGCCGGCAGAGCGCCGUGCUGGAGCCGACGACGACGGCGGCGGCGCAGGAUGGUGAUGGUGAUGACGACGGGCGCGCUCAGCUGGAGGGCUGGGUGGCGGAGACGGAGAAGCGGUUCGAGGGGCAAGACAAGAUUCCGGUGCCGCCUUUCUGGGGCGGACUGCGAAUCGUGCCGAGCAGGGUUGAGUUUUGGCAAGGUCGUGACAGCAGACUACAUGAUCGCUUCGUGUAUGAGCGAGAGAAUGAAAAUGCAGAGUGGGUGUUGAGUAGGCUGAGCCCUUAG